Hippocampus zosterae (dwarf seahorse) is the source of this 1849-nucleotide messenger RNA. Its product is annotated as microtubule-associated protein RP/EB family member 1-like. Gene Ontology annotation, biological process: protein localization to microtubule plus-end; spindle assembly; regulation of microtubule polymerization or depolymerization. NCBI's taxonomy places the organism in Eukaryota, Metazoa, Chordata, Actinopteri, Syngnathiformes, Syngnathidae. The transcript is spliced from 8 exons. Bases 191 to 967 code for a protein of 258 amino acids. Gene Ontology annotation, cellular component: microtubule organizing center; spindle midzone; cytoplasmic microtubule. The record is from RefSeq and is a predicted model, not a curated record. Gene Ontology annotation, molecular function: microtubule plus-end binding.
CACGUUGACGUUAAGACUAAAAGAAGGCAAAGAAGAAAGUAGGGAUAAAAGAGGAAGGGGAAAAAAAUCCAUCGAUUUUAUUUUUUUCUUCCGCUGCCGGUAGACUUGAGUUGGACAGAACCGGUCCUAACAUAACACACCGGAACGAGUCAGAGCUUUGGCCAUCGAGUGAUCUGCUUUCGGACAAACAAUGGCCGUGAAUGUCUACUCCACCUCAGUGACUAGCGAAAACUUGAGUCGCCAUGACAUGCUCGUGUGGAUCAACGACUCUCUACAGAUGAACCUCACCAAGAUCGAGAUGUUGUGUUCAGGUGCUGCCUACUGUCAGUUUAUGGAUAUGUUGUUCCCGGGCUCGGUGCCUGUGAAGAAAGUGAAAUUCGGCGCCAAGUUGGAGCACGAGUAUAUCCACAAUUUCAAGCUCCUCCAGAUUGCCUUCAAAAAGAUGAACAUCGACAAAAUCAUUCCAGUGGACAAGCUGGUGAAAGGCAAGUUCCAAGACAACUUUGAGUUUGUGCAAUGGUUCAAGAAGUUCUUCGAUGCCAACUACUGUGAGAGCGAGUAUGACCCGGUGGAGGCCAGAAAGGGCCAAGAUGCGGCACCUCCGCCCAAUGCCGCCACGUCGGCACUGAACAAGCCCCCGAAGAAGGCCAUCAGUCGGGCUCCUCAAAGGCCUCCAGUUGCCAAAGUCGCCCCGAAGGUGGUGCCCAUAACAGGCAGAAAGUCCGCAAGUGCCACCGCCAACAAGGAGGGGGCAGAGAUCCUGUCAGAACUGGAGGAACUGAGGUGUACCGUUCAGGACAUAGAGAAGGAGAGAGACUUUUACUUCGGUAAGCUGCGGAACAUCGAGCUCAUUUGCCAGGAGAAUGAAGGCCAGGGCGAUCCUGCACUGCAGAGGAUUGUGGACAUUCUCUAUGCUGUCGAUGAGGGAUUUGAGAUCCCGGAUGCCGAAGAACCGGAAGAGUUUUAGCACCAAUAGACCACAAGUUGUUUUUUUUCCUUAUCCCCUCCAAACGUCGACGGCAUGGCCGAUCUUCGACGUCCUCGCUGGAGUCCUGUGCAAACAGACUGCUGCCGGACUCCCAAUUCUUCUGUCAACAAAAUCCUCUUCCUCCAUGCUGGGAAGUAUCUGAUGUUUCUGAUACACAAGUGCAAGAAAAUUCUGUGCAUUUGUGUAAGAAAAUUCUACGCACGUGUUCUUGUAUGUACUGUACUUUUUUUUUGUUUUUUAAUGAUCUAUCGGAAUGACCUUGGACGUCCUGACUUUUUGUUCACCAACCAGGUUGCUUGUCUCUGUUUCUCUCUAUCUGCCUCCUGUUUUGACAUUCCCAACCAGCCCAACUAUUCAAAAAAGAAACGGCUCGCAGUUUUGCUCUAUGUUGUCCAUAUUUGAUUGGACUAUUACUUUUGGCAAAUUCUCUUUUCUCUUGGCGAUAUUGGUCCCUUUUGGUAUGGGACUGUCAGUUGGGUCUUCACUCAUAGUCAAAAAAGUCUAACCGACAGAGCCAUGUUAUCUGUCGUGUUGAGUCCAACCAGGUUAAAUGUUGUGUGGUCAUAGUACUGCGUGCGUGUGUGUGUGUGUGUGUGUAAUGAUAUUUGUAUCAUGACAUUAUCCUAUGAGCAUCCUGCUGGGGACUUUCUCCGGCCGGGUUUGGGUGCUGAAAUGGUGCAAAAAAUUUGAGCGCGUCGAUCAAGACGGUCCUGCCAAAUCCUCGAGUCGUGCCCCAGUCUCAUGCUUUGAAAGCCUUUAACCGAGUGAAUGUUGCACACAAUCAGACGGUGCCUGUGUGUCGCUUUUUUUUUUAUUAUUUUAUUUUGUCUUCUCAUUAAUAAAUAGACUGUUUGCAAAUCA